This is a messenger RNA of Naumovozyma castellii, 1365 nucleotides long. Its product is annotated as YheT family hydrolase. The coding region runs from base 1 to 1365 and encodes 454 amino acids. Lineage: Eukaryota; Fungi; Ascomycota; Saccharomycetes; Saccharomycetales; Saccharomycetaceae. The record is from RefSeq and is a predicted model, not a curated record. The transcript has a single exon.
AUGGCUUCACAAUCAACAUAUCCACUCAUUAAACCAUGGAAUUGGGGGUAUCACGGAACCGUGACCCAAAUUACCAGUAAGGAAGGUACUGUACUCAUUCCAUUAAAGGACAACAAAGAGGGUAUUCCAUUAGCAGAAUUAGUUUCAAAGAAUGUCCCUAGUUUAAAGGAUGGUGCUAAGUUUGAGUUGAAACCUUUUUUAUUCACUGGUAUUUUACAAACUCUGUACCUUGGCGCAGCUGACUUUUCUAAGAAAUUCCAAGUCUUUUAUGGUAGAGAAAUUGUGGAAUUCUCAGAUACUGGUGUAUGUACUGCCGAUUGGGUAAUGCCAUCUUGGAAGCAAAAAUAUAACUUUAAUGAGAAAACAUCAACUUUUGACAAGAAAGCAUUCGACCUGGACGAAAAAGAAACACAUCCAGACAAUUGGCCUCGUUUGCAACCUCGUACCAGAUACUUAAAUGAAAAAGAAAUGACGACUAUCCACGAGGAUGACAGACCAUUGGUUGUUUGUUGUCAUGGGUUAGCUGGUGGCUCUCACGAACCAAUUAUCAGAUCAUUGACUGAAAAUCUAUCUAAGGUUGGUAAUGGGAAAUUCCAAGUGGUUGUCCUAAAUACUCGUGGCUGUGCACGUUCUAAGAUUACUACUCGUAACCUAUUUACUGCUUUCCAUACUAUGGAUCUACGUGAAUUUGUCAACAGAGAACACCAAAAACAUCCUAACAGAAAGAUUUAUGCCGUUGGAUUUUCAUUCGGGGGUACAAUGUUAGCAAAUUAUUUAGGAGAAGAAGGUGAUAAAACUCCAAUUGCAUCUGCUGCAGUGUUAUGUAACCCGUGGGAUAUGGUAUUAUCCGGUAUGAAAACGAGAGAUGAUUUUUGGACAAGAACGCUAUUUGCUAAGAAUAUUACAGAUUUCUUGACUAGAAUGGUUAAAGUUAAUAUGGCAGAAUUGGAAUCUCCAGAUGGUUCUAAGCCUGAUCACAUCCCAACAGUGAAAAAUCCAUCUUAUUAUACAUUUACCCAAGAAAAUUUGGCAAAAGCCAAGGAUUUUAAAUUAAUAUCUGACUUUGAUGACGUAUUUACUGCACCUGCAUUGGGUUUCAAAAACGCAUUGGAGUACUACGCUGCAGCUGGGUCCAUUAACAGACUACCUAAUAUUAAGAUUCCUUUAUUAGUUAUCAAUUCCACUGAUGAUCCAGUUGUUGGGCCGGAUCCAAUCCCAAACCAUAUCAUAGAUUCAAACAACCACCUACUGCUAUGUGAAACCGAUAUCGGUGGCCAUUUGGCAUAUUUGGAUAAAAAUAAUGAUUCAUGGUCAACGAACCAAAUCGCCAAUUAUUUCGACAAAUUUGAUGAAGUGGCAUUAUAG